Molecule: messenger RNA, 408 nt
Organism: Mytilus californianus (California mussel)
Lineage: Eukaryota; Metazoa; Mollusca; Bivalvia; Mytilida; Mytilidae
Product: collagen alpha-1(XII) chain-like
Exons: 4
Coding region: 1-408 (135 amino acids)
Source: RefSeq, a predicted model, not a curated record
AUGGCUGGAAAAUUGUUUCUUUUGGGAAUAAGAUAUAACAGCGGUGGUACAAAUACCGGCGAUGCCCUUAAAUUUGUUGGCAGCAAUAUUUUUCAACCUUCCUCUGGAGAUAGAAUCAAUGCAAGGAACAUACUUGUGGUAAUCACAGAUGGAAGAUCUAAUAACCAUUUAUCCACUAUUGCACAAGCCAAUCAUUUAAAGAACAAUAAUAUACUGAUCAUUGCAGUUGGAAUCGGCAGCGGCAUUUCUAAAUCUGAACUUGACGGAAUGGCUUCCGUAACCACCAUACAUCCCACUUUAAAACCAGCAACAACUACAACAGCUGCUCCAACUACAACUACAACAGAUGAACCAACAACAACAAUGACAACAACUCAACCAACAAUAUUGGCCAUCAUUGGAAAGUAG